Messenger RNA from Dichomitus squalens LYAD-421 SS1, 3156 nucleotides. Its product is annotated as acetyl-CoA synthetase-like protein. The record is from RefSeq and is a predicted model, not a curated record. Lineage: Eukaryota; Fungi; Basidiomycota; Agaricomycetes; Polyporales; Polyporaceae. The transcript is spliced from 19 exons. Bases 1 to 3156 code for a protein of 1051 amino acids.
AUGGCGGGGAAGCUGACUAUACCAGACCUAUUCGAGUGGCAUGCGACGGAGAAUCCAGACUACCCACUUUACCGCUUCCACGACGGAGUCAGGGUUACUACCAUCACCUACGCUCAGGCUAUCAAAGGCAUCCGGCGUGCAGCUCGAUACGUCAAAGCUCGCGUCACGAUGCCGCAGGUCGUCGCGGUGAUUGCGAAUGUAGAUACGAUUACCUGCAGCAUCAAUCAGCUGGGCAUCAUGCGCGCGGGAUACCCUGUGUUCCCGAUUUCCCCGCGCAACGUCCCAGCCGCCGUCGCCGACAUGCUGCGUAAGACGGAGUGUCGGCACAUCCUCAUCUCUUCAGACGCCCCUAUCCAGGAACUGGCACGGGCAGCAUCGGAAGAGAUCGAUGGAGUGUGUUUGCACGAAAUGCCGGUGUUCGAGCAGCUGUUCCCCACGGAUGCAUUCGAGGAAGAGCUCCACGCUGACGAUCUCCCUGCGUCGUUUGACAUGAAGGGCGUUUGCGUCAUUCUGCACUCUUCUGGCGAUUAUAAUUGCCUUUCGCCAGGUUCUACCAACCAUCCAAAGCCGAUCCGCCGGACACACAAGAAGAUGAUGUCCUGGUCCAGUUCACCCUGGUAUGGCGACCUGGACCUCACACAAGGGUCUCUGAGCGUCCACGGUAUUCCCAUGUUCCAUAGCAUGGGGGCUUUCACGUAUUGCGUGGCGGCCACCAACGGUAUGCCGCUGGGCGUGUUUCUACCCAAGUCACCUCCUACCUUCCCCACACCUGAGAAUGUCUUCGAGGGCAUCGUCAAAACUUCGUCGGAUUACGUCAUGUCUGCCCCUGCCAUGAUCGAGUUCUGGGCGCGCGAACCAGCAAAGGUGCAGCAUAUGAAGACCAUGAAAGGUCUGAUGUUCGGCGGGGCACCACUGGACCAAGGGGUCGGAGACACCUUAGCUUCGCACGGGAUCAAUCUCUACUCGGUCUAUGGCAGUACCGAAACCGGUCUCAUAGCUAGAAUCUUCCCGGGUAAGUCAUUCACCAAUCCCGGAAUGGACUGGGCAUAUUUCCAGCUCAAUCCCAUAAACAACAACAAGCUUGUCGAUGCUGGCGGAGGCCGUUUCGAGCUGAUCAUCAUCUCAGACCCGGAAAUCCCGCUCCCCAUCGUGAAUAUUCAGGUCGAAGGGAAAGAUGCAUACGCUACCAGUGACAUACUCGAGCCGCACCCUACUCGUUCGGGGUGGUACAAGUACUAUGGACGCGUGGAUGAUCAGAUCGUCUUAUCGAACGGCGAGAAGACGAACCCUGGCCCGUUGGAGAAGAUCAUCAGCGAGGACCCACAUAUUCAAGGCUGUAUCAUCUUCGGACAGGGGAAGUUUCAAAACGGAGUGCUCGUUGAGCCCACACCGGAGUACAGGUUCGAUCCGCGGGACCUGAGCAAACUUGAAGAGUAUAGGAACAGAAUAUGGGAGUCCGUUGAACGCGCUAACGCAUUCGCGCCUUCACACUCGCGGCUGUUCAAGGAGAUGAUCAUGGUCACGUCUCCCGAGAAGCCCUUUCCAUACAACAUCAAGGGGUACCCUCGCAGAAAAUGGAUUCUGGAGGACUACAAGGACAAGAUUGCAGCUAUAUAUGCCAUGGUCGAAGAGACUGCCCAAAGCGACGUCGCUGCACCUACAGCAUGGGAUCACGACAACACUCGCGGCUUCUUACGAGCUGUUGUCGAGAGAGUCCUCAAGAAGUCUAUUGCUGACGACGCCGAUUUUUUCAGGAACGGCUGCGAUAGGCACGCCUCUUCUGCAACCCUCACUGAAUCCACCUGGAUCCGGAACACUCUCCUUCGCGCAGUGCGCGAGUCCUCCCCUGCCUUAACUAGUCUGUUUCCCAUCAACAUCGUCUACCAAUCGCCUACCAUCUCAGCAUUGACCGAAGCUGUCUUGCGUACGCUUCACAGUACGGGCGCUGCUUACACUGCCAACACCGCUGACGACCUCGUGCGUGUGGCCGAGAAGUACUCGUCCGAACUGCCUGCGCGGCCUACACGACUCCGGCCUCGUGAGAGUUCUCAGGAAGUCGUCCUCAUCACAGGCACUACAGGAGGCUUUGGAUGCGAUGUUCUUGAGCACUUGCUACGCGACGAGCGCGUGGAGAGGGUAUAUGCGUUUAAUAGACCAGGUUCGCAACCCCUAGAGAGACAGCUGAACCGCUUUCGGGAGAGGGCUCUGGACGAGUCGCUUCUGUCCACCUCGAAGUUCAGGAUGGUCGAGGUAGCUUUGGAUGUGCCAGGGUUCGGCAUCGGAGCCGAGUUGUUGGGCGAGAUCCGAGAUUCUAUCACGCAUAUAAUGCACAAUGCUUGGACGGUCAAUUUCAAUAUGGCCUUGUCGUCAUUCGAACCCGAUUUGAAGGCUGUGCGGAACCUCGUCGAGCUCGCCUUGAGUUCACCAUAUAAUUCCCCACCAAGGAUCCAAUUCACCAGUUCUGUUGGUGUCUUCAGGUACUGCGACAUCCCACCUCCGAUACCUGAAGUACCGCUUGGUCCUUCCUCGGCGCUCGGCUCCGGGUAUACCGAGUCCAAGUGGAUUGCAGAGCAAGUUCUCUACAACGUCGCAAAGCGCGCCGGCGUGCCAGUCGGCGUUGUGCGUUUGGGACAGAUCGGUGGUAACAAGACCGGUCAUUGGAACGAACGCGAGUGGCUUCCAUCCCUCAUCAAGUCAGCUAGCCUCAUGUCAUUGAUACCUACUGUGGAAGGGGUGACCGCGUUCUUGCUCAGCUACCCCGCAGCACGCGCCUUCCUUGAAAUGCGCUCCUCGCCUGAGCCGAUCCUGCAUCUUGUCCAUCCUCGUCCCGUUUCCCUGAAAUCCCUCCUCGCACCCAUCGCAAAAGAGCUCAAGGCGACCUUUGUAUCAUACGCGGACUGGCUUGACGCGCUCGAGGCGAUCGCCGAGCGCAACCCCGAGGCGGCACAACAGAAUCCCGCGGUGCGCCUGCUGAGCUACUUCCGCGCAACCGCACCGACGAAUUCGAGGACAUCCCUUGGGCUGUACCAGCUGAGUACGGUGAAGGCGGUCGCUGCAUCGGAAACGCUGGCGAACAUGCCAGAGCUUGGGGAGGCAGACGCCAUACGAUGGGUCGCAGCUUGGCGUGCAUCAGGAUUCUUGCCCCUGUCGGUUUGA